Messenger RNA from Drosophila obscura, 4519 nucleotides. RefSeq names its product Fanconi anemia group M protein (gene Fancm). NCBI's taxonomy places the organism in Eukaryota, Metazoa, Arthropoda, Insecta, Diptera, Drosophilidae. The record is from RefSeq and is a predicted model, not a curated record. Gene Ontology annotation, molecular function: 3'-5' DNA helicase activity; ATP binding; four-way junction helicase activity. Gene Ontology annotation, biological process: interstrand cross-link repair; double-strand break repair via synthesis-dependent strand annealing; replication fork reversal.
AAACAAAACAAACAAUGUCAUGGAUGUAGAUUGGAACGACAACGACGACGACUUGGUGGCGGCUUUGGAGAUUCACGAACUGCUGGAGAGCAACGAUCAGUCUGGCUCGAAGCCCCAGGAACCUGCAAUCCAUGCAGAGGAUGAGUGCCAUGGCUUCGACAUGGCCACCGGCCACAAUUGGAUCUAUCCGAACAAUCUGCCCCUGCGCGCGUAUCAGCAAACCAUCGUCCAGUCGGCCCUCUAUAAAAACACACUGGUGGUUCUGCCGACAGGUCUGGGGAAGACCUUCAUCGCAGCCGUGGUUAUGUACAACUUUUAUCGGUGGUAUCCUCAGGGCAAGAUCAUCUUCAUGGCGCCAACGCGGCCACUCGUCGCCCAGCAGAUUGCCGCCUGCCAGAAGAUUAUGCCCUUCCCGUCUUCCGACACCGUGCAGCUGACGGGACAGCUGCCGCGUCCGAAGCGUGCUCAUCUGUGGGCCAGCAAGCGCGUCUUCUUCGCCACACCCCAGGUGGUGCACUCCGAUAUGCUGGAGACGGAGGACGGAGCUCACUUUCCAUUUGCCGCCAUCAAACUGCUGGUGGUGGAUGAGGCGCAUCGGGCCAAGGGUCGCUACGCCUUCACCCAAGUCGCCGACUGCAUGAUGGCGCACAAUCGGAACUUCCGCAUGCUAGCCUUGUCCGCUACGCCAGGACGAACAAUUGACGACGUGUCCAGUGUCUGCCAGAACCUGUACAUUGCCAAUCUUCAAGUUCGCUGGGACAACUCGAUCGAUGUCCAGCCCUACGUGCACAGGCGCAUUAUACGAACGAUUGUGGUGCCUCUCAAAGACACUUUAAAGGAGACGCGCGAGCGUUUGCUGCAGAUUAUCGAACCAUAUCUGCGCCAGCUCAUCGCCGCGGAUGUUCUGAAGGGGACCAAGGGCAACAUCAGCAAGAACAAUUUGCUGUAUGACCAGAAAACGUUCAACGAACGCUCCGCCAAGGGCCAGCGACAUCCGGAGCACAACAUCAUUGCUGGAAACUUUGGCAUGUGCAUCAGUCUGUAUCACUCCCUGGAGCUAAUGGAGCGGCACGGACUGCGUGUGUUCGUGAAUAACUUCGAUGCGGAUGAGGAGGGGCGUGAAAAGUUUGUCUUGGCCCGUGACAGAGACCUAAGAAAUUUGGUUGACCAGGUGCGUUCGGAUUUGGGUGCUAAUCCCCUAGAUUUCAACACGCAUCCUAUGGCGAAUGGUGAAGUUCCUUCGAUGCCCGCAGACCUGGAUUUUGGCCAUGCCAAAUAUGAACGGCUUCGACAGGUGCUUGUCGAGCACUUUGCGUCGAAUGCCGAUUCCCGUGCCAUUGUAUUCUGCGAGUACCGUGAGUCUGUGAUGCUGAUUCAUCGACUACUCCUCCAGCAUAGACCGCUGCUGCGUGCCCGUUGCUUUGUUGGCCAAGGAAGCACCGCGGGAGCGAGCUAUGCCCUGACACAGAAGCAGCAGAUCCAGAUCAUGGCUGAUUUUCGAAGCGGCACCAGCAACGUCCUGGUGGCCACCUCCAUUGGCGAGGAGGGCAUCGAUGUGGGCGAAGUGGAAAUGAUUGUAUGCUUCGACAUUUGCAGCUCGAAUCCGACGCGUUUCGUGCAACGCAUUGGGCGAACCGGUAGGAAGAAGAACGGUGAGGUUGUGAUGCUCGUCACCGAGGGGCGAGAGCACCAGGUCCUCAAGGAUGUGCUGGCCAACAAGGAUCAGACAAACAAGAAACUGCUCAACUCGUCCGUGGUGCGAAUGUCGCUGUAUGCACACAAUCCCCGGAUGGUGCCCUCCCAGUUUCAGCCCAAGUGCGAGGAGAAGCACAUGGAAGCAGCUGCCGUUGAGGAAAAGCCGAAACCCUCCGCAAAGACAAGGGAACCAAAGAAACGGAAGCAGCCGAAUGUAACCCUCCAUAAGUUCUUCAAGCAAAGCAGCCAUCCGUCGCAGAGCCAGGAAGGAAUUCUUCAGGGACUGCAACCCUACCAGAUGAGUGCAGCGUCCCAGCAAAUGAUCCAGGACCAAGUGCCGCAGCAUAGUGCAAGCAUUAGAAACUUCCUGCUGGACACCCAGGCCACAUCCACAUUGAGCAACAGUCAGGAGGAUGUGCAGCGCCUGCGAAAGCUCACCAGGCUACUGCAAUCGAACAAGCCGAUUGUCACUGCCUCCCAAGACCUUGUCAGUCAUCUGCAAGACAAAGAACUGCCCCGACCGCUGAAGCUGCAUCUCCUGCGGAGCAAUCCCAUCUUCGUGCAGGAAACCCAUUCAAAGAUGCUACUUCAAAACCAGAUGGACAUACCCGAGAAACGCUUGAAUGGCAGGCAGCAGCGAACCAGAAAUAACUACCAGCUGCUUUUGGAAAUAUGCGAUGGACCCGAGAAGCUGGAGGAACUUUUGCAGUCAGAGCCAUCUAUGGCAGAGAUAACCCUAAAAGAUCUGGAGAGUCCACUGGAUGAGCAGACAGAAAGAGCAUUUAGAGCCACCUGUGAUAGGAUCUUCAAGGGUCUAGAUGAGCAAGGCCUGAAUUCAGAUAAUUUCGAGCUGAAGCAGCAGCUCCUGGACAAGCUGGAGUUGCGAAAUCUGGAGGCGACUGUUCACGAGCAAUUGGGCGGCGAUGAAUUCACCUGGUCGGAAGAUGACACCUGGGAUCACAAGGAGGAAAAAGAAUGCAAUUCCAUGUAUCAAAGCCAAUGGCUUGAUUUUGCCGCCACAGAAGCUGUGCAGCAUAGAUCCACGCCUCUCAGAGUGAAGCCGGAGAGUCGACGACAGUUCGAUGACCUCCAGGAGGAAGAGGAGUGCGACUCACGAGUGGAGGCAAGCGAUCUGGGUGAUAAUUUGGGUCGAUUAAAUUGUCUGAUGAGUGAGAAGGCUCCAGGUCUGAUGACUGAACCAAUUUCAUGUGCCCCUCCAACCGAAGCGACUGAAGCGGAAGCGGAAGCUACUGCAGUAGUCACUCAAAGUCCACCGCCAGAUCUGAAUACGGUGGCAAACGUUAGGCUAGACCCAGUAGUAACUCUGGAUGAUGACUUGGAAAUCGAUUUGAAUGAUUUCCUUGAACCAAUGGCUGAGGAGGUGCAGUUGAUGAGCCAGCUGAAGCGGAAUACGCUCUUGCCAAGUGAUGCUUUGAAGGAGAACAUACCUGCUAAACUCCAAUCCUGCUCCACUCCACGUAAUGUUUCACCAGACAUCUUUGAAUACGACUCCAUGUCACCAUUCAAGCCCCAAGCCAAAAGUCUAGCCGCCAAAUUAGCGGCCAAAACCACCUCCACUGCAGCCUCAGAUAGCACUCCUUCGAGAGCAUUCAAUCUUCAGUCGCCAGAACAUCGAAAGCGGACGACUCCGCGGGGCCCAGAUAAGUCGCCCUGCAUGUUAAAUCAGUAUCUGAAUCGCGCGCAUGGGCGCGGGCGUUUGGCUAAAGCAGCCGACUCCCUGCAUAGGCAAACUUCAGUGAAGAAUGCAUCUACAUCUUGUAAUCGUACAUUGGUCAAUGAGGAGGAUUCGCCCAUCAUCCGGCGAUCAUCGAAGCGGAAGAUCGUCAUCAGUUCCGAUGAAGAGGAGCAACAGGAAACAAUCAUGCAGGUGCCGGUCACCCAAGCUGAUUAUGAUUCGGAUGAGGGCGAACAAAUUCCUGCCACCCAAAUGUCGGAAACCGCAACGCCUCCGACCAGGCCACGCCAGAAACGCCGAAAGUUUAACUCCUUCAUUAUCGAUGAAGCAGACAGAAGUGGAUCUGAUCACGACGAGGAGGCAGAGCACACCAUUGGGGCGUAUCUAAAGGAUUCUGUGAUCGUUUCCAGCGAUGAUGAGGACCACAACAACACCACCGAUCAUGCCAUAUACCUGCAGGCGAUCAGGAGCCCCGUUCAACGUCCUGGUGCCUUUAAAAUCCCCGCUCGUCGUGAAUAUCGCGAUGAGUCGCACAUCUUCUCACAGGAUGUCGAGGCGGAAGCCUCCCAGUAUAUGCCCUCUUCCUUUAUUGUUGCCGAUGACAGUUUAGCACCCGCGAAGCAUAAUGUCUCCGAGUGUCCGCUGGAGCGCGCUGAACGUAUUCUAAAAGAGCGACGUAGACAGCGUCGACUUGGCAUCGAUUUGCCACCAGCUCCUUCCAACAAGCGUCGCCGUGUGCACACAAUAGACAGUAGCGAUGAUGAUGAUGAUGUGGUCUUCUUGGCUUCAAGAUGAGUACAGUUCAGUCCAGUCAACCUCAUCAUAUUAUGCGGGCCAUACAUGUGUUCAAGUUCAAAUUAAUUGUAAGGUUAGCAAAUAGUUUACUGUACAUCAAAGACAAGAUAUUAGGGUUAAACACUUUCCCGCAAUUUUUUUAGUUUUUACUUUGUUUGAUAUUUCAUGUUUAUGUGUGUGUAUGUGCCAUUCCAUUCAAAUUGUUAGAAACUAUUUUGUACAUUAUAUUUUUGCCAUUCAAUCGAUCGUGUCAUAAAUCAAAAACAGCAAUUUAUAAAAUUGUAAGUUUGUUGUACAAUAUCAUUAAAGUUUUUAUACAAUUUGUACCCGUUA